Molecule: messenger RNA, 2960 nt
Organism: Sphaeramia orbicularis (orbiculate cardinalfish)
Lineage: Eukaryota; Metazoa; Chordata; Actinopteri; Kurtiformes; Apogonidae
Product: pannexin-1-like
Exons: 9
Coding region: 274-1533 (419 amino acids)
Biological process (GO): monoatomic cation transport; positive regulation of interleukin-1 production; cell-cell signaling
Cellular component (GO): plasma membrane
Molecular function (GO): wide pore channel activity
Source: RefSeq, a predicted model, not a curated record
CAGGAAAAAGAUUUAUUCCGAAAGUUUAUUGUGUCUCGUUCCAUCUGUAGAACGUCUCAGUUGGAAGGAAACAUUGCAGAGUUUGUGUGCAGCAGAAGCCGUUUAACCACAGCCUCCGCUGCCGAAAACAUGAACUGAUAAACGGGGUCGAAGCUGCCGAUUCUGCUGAGAUGUAUUUCACUACUAUUCUGAAACGAAAGUAAACAACAUUAACCUGAAGAAACGGGUUUUGUGCAGGUGUUCGUCUUCUGUCCGUGAACCUCCGGCGCCGUCAUGGCCAUCGCCCACGUGGCCACAGAGUAUGUGUUCAGCGACUUCCUGCUGAAGGACCCGAACCAGGCCCGGUACCGCAGCGUCCGGACCGAGCUCGCCGUUGACAAGAUGGUGACGUGCGUGGCGGUCGGCCUCCCCCUCCUCCUCAUCUCCCUGGCCUUCGCUCAGGAGGUUUCAGUCGGGACUCAGAUCAGCUGCUUUGCUCCGUCAAACUUCUCGUGGCGACAGGCCGCCUACGUGGACUCGUACUGUUGGGCGUCCGUGCACACGCACACGCUACCUCUGUGGCUACACAAGUUCUUCCCGUACAUCCUGCUGCUGGUGGCCGUCCUCAUGUACACCCCCGCCUUGUUCUGGAGGUUUUCGGCCGCUCCGCUGCUUCAGUCUGACCUGGCAUUCAUCAUGGAGGAGUUGGACCGAUGCUACAACCGCGCCGUCACUCUGGCCAAGAGGAUGUACACGUCUGGAGUCGUCAACGCCGACAUUGACCCGACCGAGGGCUGCUUCAACUACCCUCUGGUGGAGAAGUUCCUGAUGACGAAGCGCUGCUCACGGACGCUGCUUCUCCACUACCUGGUGUGUCGCGGCCUGACGUUGGUCACACUGGCGUGCGCCUGCGUCUACCUGGGAUACUACCUCCGCCUGGCGCCCGUCACAGACAACUUCAACUGCACGCUACGGGUCGGCCUCCUGAAGUCCGACCCCAGCGUCCCCGACAUGGUCCAGUGUAAACUCAUCGCCGUCGGAGUCUUCUCUCUGCUCAGCCUCGUUAACCUGGUGGUCUUUACGGCUCUGGUCCCCGUGGUGAUCUAUGCCAGCCUCCGUCCCCUCUUCUGCCAGGGAUACGCCCACUUCCUGGAAAUCUACCAAUCACUGCCCACCGUGAGCGUCCUGCCCAACCCCGGCGGCCAAUGGGACGACCUGUCCCUGUACCUGCUGUUCCUGGAGGAGAACAUCAGUGAACUCAAGUCCUACAAGUACAUGAAGGUGCUGGAGAUGCUUCGGAAACGAGGGGAAUGCGCCGGAGAAAACUUCGACCCCAUCGACCUGCUGCAGACUCUGUGUCUGGUCAAAAUGGACAACGUGGACGGAAACAACGCCGCGGGGAAAAACAGCUGUGGUGUGGAAUCAGAGACCGACACCCACCACAACACAGGGGUGGAGCUUAAAGAAAUGACGCCGCUGAUCCACGGGAAAGGUGACGGGACAAGCGGGGCCGAGACUGGCAAGGACGGGGCUGUGCGGCAGAGGGUCAUGUGAUCAUGUGGUCAGUUCUGGACCUGAACCGCCAGGGCGAACUGGGUCCACGACCACUGUUGGUCUUCUGUCUUCGACGUGUUGAUGCCGUCCUUUAAAAGAACAGAUUUAAGGACUUUAAUUAAACAAACCAGGGCUAAAACACAGACUCCAGAUCUGUUCAAUAAUGGCAUGGGUUCAGAACUCGACUUUAAAAUACCUGGAUCCACUGUCCAACUGUGUCAGAUGUGUUUACGUGUUCAGGACGGUACUGACGUCACACGUCUCAUACGUUUUCUUUAAAAAAAAAAAAAAAAAAAAAAAAGAAUCAAAGUUUGAUGCAGUAGCAGAAAUCCAAAGCUGCUUAAAAAGUGGGAUAUUUUCAGUAAAAACCUGCCAGAUCUCUUAUUUUAUAUCAUUAAUCAUAAAAGCAGUAACUGAGAUGUUAAAUAAUGAGUUUUUUUGCACCAGAGCUUGGCCAUAUCCAUAAUCAUAAUGAUUUAUUCAUUUAUAGGUUGAUUUUUUUGUCCUGACUGAACACUGAACAAAUUUAAUUAGAGAGUUAUUUGUGGUUUUAACUCUUUAACAUGACAAACACUUCAUUUUGUAAAUCUUGAGAUGAUGUAAAAGACAUAAUAGGAUGGAAAUGACACACAAAGAUGAAUAAAUUGUUUGUUCAAAACUGAAAUGCGGUUAAAAUUUCAGUUAAAUAGAAACACAUUGAAUCAUGUGGAAGUGUUUCAGCUGAAAACGUGAACAAAAUGAACUCCAAAGAGAAAAAAAAAACGUGCAUUGCAGUAGAAAUAUGUCAUUAUAAUUAUUAUUUUAUCGUCCAGCUUUUUUUCCCGCCGUUACAAACAAACUGACGACGUACGGGUAGGACGUGUUUGUCUUGAAUCUGAUGUAUUUAUUUGCACUGUGUCUGUGGGUGAAUGUACUUUUAUAUGAGAUGGUCUUAACAUUUCACGCUGAAGCUGUAAACUGGUGCAUGUUUCUAUCACUGGUGUGUCGGUUUAGUCACUGGAACUGCCAUGAAUCCAACUCCGUUAUCAUAACUGGAACAAAUGAGUGUUGUUUUUUUUUGUGUGUGUAUUUCAUCCUGGGUUUGAUGUUUUUAUAGUAAACAUGUCAUUUACAGGAAAAAGGCUCAUGUUGCGUCUGCUUUUGGUUUAAUUCUAUGGUCUAAACCUGGAAAACUCAGGGUAAAAACAUGUUAAUAAUAAUAAAAGUGUAUCAGUGUUUUUGUUGGGGGGUUUUUCAUUCCACUGCCUGUUGAUGUGGAUGAAGCUUUGUGGUACAGUUUUGUGUACAGUUUUGUGUACAGUUUUGUGUACAGUUUUGUGGAGGUUUGGGAGCAUGUGAUGCUGGCUUUGUUUUGAACUGAAACAUGAUGUGACCAUUUGUUGAUAUUUUGCAGUUUUCUGAUAAUAAACCAGUGGGUGGGACUUUGA